GUGGGCGAAAAUAUUAAGCCCUUUUGUCGCCGUCCAGAGCACACGAGAGAGAGGAGGAGAUAGGCACGCCGGAUCUCUAGAAGCCUCCUCCUCCUCCUCUCUCUGUCGCUUCCGUUCCCUUCCUUUUCACUCGGAUCGUUCUCGGAUCUGUCAUGGCGGCGGCGUCGCGACGUUUGCGCGAUCUACAGGCGCGGCCGGGGAACAAGACUUGCGUCGACUGCGCGCAGAAGAACCCGCAGUGGGCAUCGGUGUCCUACGGCGUAUUUAUGUGCCUCGAGUGCUCCGGGAAGCACCGCGGCCUCGGCGUCCACAUCAGCUUCGUCCGCUCCGUCACCAUGGACUCGUGGUCCGAGAUCCAGCUGAAGAAGAUGGAGGCCGGCGGGAAUGAUCGCCUCAACGCCUUUCUCGCCGGCUACGGAGUCGACAAGGAAACUGACAUCGUGGCCAAGUACAACACCCGUGCCGCCUCCGUGUACCGCGACCGGAUCCAGGCUCUCGCCGAGAGCAGACCCUGGCAGGACCCUCCGGUCGUCAAGGAAGCCCUCAAUUCCGUUGGCAAAAGUCCGCCCUUGGGCCUGAAUGGUGGGAAUAACAAGAAGUUGUCGAGCAACGGCGGGUGGGAUAGCUGGGAUGAAGACGGUUUCCACUCAGACGCGACAAGGAACCAGUCGGCAGGUGCUAUUAGGGCUGGGACUGGCGGAGGAUUUGGGGGGUCGAAGCUAACUGCCAUAUCCAUAUCGACGGAGGAGAAAUACACUAGGUCGCAGAUGGAGGCAUCGGCAGCUAACAAGGAAAGUUUCUUUACGAGGAAGAUGGAGGAAAAUGAAUCUCGACCUGAAGGAAUUCCACCAUCACAAGGGGGGAAGUAUGUGGGAUUCGGGUCAGCACCUCCGCCUCAGAGGAACAAUCCCCAAAGUGAUGUGUUGCGGGACACAGUUUCCGUCGUCUCUCAGGGUUUUGGCCGACUAUCCUUAGUUGCAAGCUCCGCUGCACAGUCUGCUGCUAAUGUUGUUCAAGCAGGAACAAAGGAGCUGUCAUCUAAGAUGAAAGAGUCAGGGUACGAUCAGAAAGUCACUGAAACAGUUGGUGUGGUAACUGCAAAAACCACUGAACUCGGGCAGAAGACUUGGGGAAUCAUGAGAGGCGUCAUGGCAAUCGCGUCGCAGAAAGUCGAGGAAUACACCAAAGAAGGUAUCGACUGGAAGAUGGACAAUUGGCCUCCCCGCGACGAGAACCCCAGCAACAACAGCUACUAUGAAAAAUUUGUGCAGGAAAAUUCAAACAAACACUACAACUCCGUCAGCUCCUGGGACGACUGGGACGAUAAGGAGGUCAAAGACGAGCCGAGGAAUGGAAAGCAAAGCAUCGAAGGCUGGGCAGCUUGGGACAAUGAAGCAAAGAAUGACGACGAAUAUGGCAAUUACAAGUACAAUUACAGUUCAUCAAACAAGGCUUCCCAGCAAAAUGGGCACUCUGUUUCGCAGUGGUCAGGAGGUGGAUUUAUCUGAGAUCGUAUCAAAAUCUUUUCUUCAUCUCAUUUACGAUACAUUUGGUGGAAACACUUAAAUUUCAUAGCGUCCGAAAUUGUGGGGUUUUCUUAUGAUGAACUGCAUCUGCAUUUUGUAAUCUUUGCUCUUUCCUCUUUGUUUUAAAAUUAUUAUAAAAUUGAUGUGUUAUUGUUUCUUUCCUA
Messenger RNA from Zingiber officinale, 1690 nucleotides. RefSeq names its product probable ADP-ribosylation factor GTPase-activating protein AGD6. Gene Ontology annotation, molecular function: GTPase activator activity. Bases 153 to 1508 code for a protein of 451 amino acids. NCBI's taxonomy places the organism in Eukaryota, Viridiplantae, Streptophyta, Magnoliopsida, Zingiberales, Zingiberaceae. The record is from RefSeq and is a predicted model, not a curated record. Gene Ontology annotation, biological process: vesicle-mediated transport. The transcript is spliced from 3 exons.